Miscanthus lutarioriparius is the source of this 1572-nucleotide messenger RNA. The record is from the annotation of a GenBank genome assembly. Lineage: Eukaryota; Viridiplantae; Streptophyta; Magnoliopsida; Poales; Poaceae.
AUGUACGACACCACCUGGAAAUUCCACCGCGACCUUCCGGCGACGCGCGUCUUCGCCUACGGCACCAGCAAGGAGACCGCCACGGUGCCUGGCCCCACCAUCGUGGCCAUGCGGGGCGUCCCCACGCACGUGACGUGGGCCAACCACCUCCCGGCGCGCCACUUCCUCCCGUGGGACCCCACGCUGACGACCGCGGCGGCGCCCGACGGCCGCGGCGUCCCCACGGUCGUCCACCUCCACGGCGGCGUGCAGCACUCCUCCGACGACGGCCACUCGCUGGCCUGGUUCACCAGCGGGCUCGCAGCCACGGGCCCGAGCUUCUCGCCGCCGCCGUACGCGUACCCGAACCGGCAGCCUCCCGGGAACCUGUGGUACCACGACCACGCCAUGGGCCUGACGCGCGUCAACAUCCUGGCGGGGCUCAUGGGCGCGUACCGCGUCGCCAGCCCCGCCGAGGAGGCCCCGCUGAACCUGCCGUCGGGGGAGGCGUUCGACCGGAACCUGGUGCUGUUCGACCGCGACUUCCGCGCCGCCGACGGGGCGCUGUUCAUGAACCGCACGGGCAACAACCCCGGCGUGCACCCGCAGUGGCAGCCGGAGUACUUCGGCGCCGUCGUCGUCGUCAACGGCAAGGCGUGGCCGUACCUCCGCGUGCGCCGCCGCCGCUACCGCUUCCGCAUCCUCAACGCCAGCAACGCGCGCUUCUUCCGCCUGUCGCUCUCCACGGGGCUCCGCUUCGUGCACGUCGCGUCCGACUCGGUGUACCUCGCCAGGCCCGUGGCGACCGACAAGUUCCUCGUGGCGCCGUCCGAGAUCGCCGACGUCGUCGUCGACUUCGCGGAGGCGGCCGCCGACGCGGACGCGGUGGUCCUCAGCGACGACGCCCCGGCGCCGUACCCCGGCGACCCCGGAGACAAGGCGGAGACCGUCGCCGUGAUGAAGUUCGUGAUCGAGGGCGGCGCCACGGGCACGGAGCCGGACACCUCGGCCGUGCCGGCGACGCUGAUGCCGCACUACCCGAGGCCGGACGCGCGCGAGGCGGCCACGACGCGGCGCAUCACCAUGUACGAGUACACCAAGGCCGGCACGGACGAGCCGACGCACCUGUACCUGAACGGGCGCUCGUACAUGGACCCGGUGACGGAGACGCCGAGGGAAGGCACGUCGGAGGUGUGGGAGGUGAUCAACCUCACGGACGACAACCACCCGCUGCACGUGCACCUGGCGGUGUUCGCCGUGCUGGAGCAGCGCUCGCUGCGGCGCGUGGACGAGUUCAGGGACUGCAUGAAGCGCCGGAACGACGCGCGCGCGUGCCGGCUCGACCGCCACCUGGCCGGCGGGCGGAGGCACGUCGUGCCGCGGCAGGAGCGCGGGUGGAAGAACGUCUUCAAGGUGCGGCCCAGCGCGGUGACCAGGAUCCUCGUGCGAUUCAAGCCGCUCACUGACGCCGCGUCGCCGGAGGAGAGCCGCUUCCCCUUCGACGUCACCACUGGUCCGGGUUACGUGUACCAUUGCCAUAUUUUGGACCACGAGGACAACGAGAUGAUGAGACCGAUGAAGAUUGUGCGUUGA